This is a messenger RNA of Prunus armeniaca (apricot), 1065 nucleotides long. Lineage: Eukaryota; Viridiplantae; Streptophyta; Magnoliopsida; Rosales; Rosaceae. The record is from the annotation of a GenBank genome assembly.
AUGGCGACGGUGAUUGGCAACCUCACCCCCGCGUUUCUUCUGAGUCGACUCGGUAACUCGAGGCCCUGUGUUGUUAAGCUCAGGCCUUGCACUGCACCGGUUUUCAGACGCUCUUUCGCUGCAAUCACUGCUCGUGCUGCUUCCACCGCCUUCAUUGAAGUCGAGUCAAAGGAUACAAAUCCAAUUGUGGUUCAAAAUGAGGUCACCACCAGCAGCAAUAACAUUUUAGCUUGUCCUAUAUGCUUCGACCAAUUUUCAAGUUCCGGUGAUCCGGGCUUAUCUGUCAACUCUGCUUCCGGGUCUAGUUUUCAAUGUAGCACUUGUAAGAAGACUUACUUUGGCAAUCAAACACAUAUUGACCUGACAACAGCCAGCGGCUCCAAGAAGUAUGGUGAAUCAAUGCCGGUUUCCACAGAGCUUUUCAGGACUCCAUUGGUAUCAUUCCUCUAUGAGAGGGGCUGGCGUCAAAGCUUUUCUGUCUGGGGUGGUUUUCCUGGCCCAGAGAAAGAGUUUGAGUUGAUUAAGGAUUUCUUAAAGCCGGUCUUGGGUGGAAAUAUCAUUGAUGCAAGUUGUGGGAGUGGGCUAUUUUCUAGACUUUUUGCGAAGAGUGGAUUAUUUUCUCUUGUUGUUGCUUUGGACUACUCGGAGAACAUGUUGAAACAGACCUAUGAAUUCAUUAAGAAGGAGGAGAAUUUCCCCGAAAAGAACAUAAUUUUGGUCAGAGCUGAUAUUUCUAGGCUUCCCUUUGCUACAAGUUCUGUUGAUGCGGUGCAUGCUGGUGCUGCCCUACACUGUUGGCCUUCACCAUCAACAGGUGUUGCUGAAAUCAGUCGAGUUCUGCGACCCGGUGGUGUGUUUGUUGCAACUACUUACAUACUUGAUGGGCCUUUAUCUUAUAUCCCAUUUUUGGGGAAUAUAACUCAGAGAACAAAGCAAAUAUCAGGCAGCCAAAUCUUCACAUCUGAACGUGAAUUAGAAGAUCUCUGCAAAGCAUGUGGGCUAGUUGGUUAUACCUGCGUGAGGAAUGGGCUCUUUGUGAUGAUUUCUGCUACAAAACCCAGUUAA